Athalia rosae (coleseed sawfly) is the source of this 6432-nucleotide messenger RNA. RefSeq names its product DENN domain-containing protein 5B (gene pns). The transcript has 20 exons. Gene Ontology annotation, molecular function: guanyl-nucleotide exchange factor activity; small GTPase binding. Lineage: Eukaryota; Metazoa; Arthropoda; Insecta; Hymenoptera; Athaliidae. The record is from RefSeq and is a predicted model, not a curated record. The coding region runs from base 207 to 4223 and encodes 1338 amino acids.
ACCAGAGCAGACAGAGAGAGGUCCGUCCCGUUUGUGUCAACAUCAGCUGGCUGUCGUUUCGCCUGGUGAAAUGACAGUUAGAGCGAUAAUCAUGUUUCGUUUACGUAAAUCACGUGUGUGAAUGUGCGCGUGUUUAGAAAAAGAAUAUUAUUUUAUUAAUAAUCAUUUGAUACAUAUAUUACAUAGAAAAAGAAUAACCAAGAAAAAUGAACGGGAGUCUGGAUGUGAUACGGGGUCCCGAACAGCACCCGUCGCGAUUCGCGGAUUAUUUUGUCAUUUGUGGAUUGGACCAAGAUUCGGGCUUGGAGCCAGACAGAUUUUUCGGUGACUCACUGCAAUGUACUCCACUAGAUAGAGCCUAUAAAGGCAAGGUGUUAGGUCAUUAUCCAGAUUCUGUACCCUGGAAUCACUUCGACAAGAACGCGGUCUGCAUGCUAUGUCUACCCAGUGGCUUGAGGUUCCGUACCCAAAAGCAUUCGAUAGAACCCUCGUUUCAUUCAUUUGUUCUCACCAAAGAAGAUGGUCAUCGUACGUACGGUUUCAGUCUUCUCUUCUACGAGGAAUGCCGUAAUAGAAAAAUAUGCGCCGCCAUGCAAACUUUACAAGCCAUGCACAUCACAGAAUUAAGCAGCGGACAAAAUGGCACACCCCCUGUCCCUAGACGAGGACAGGAUGGUCAUAACACCAGAUCACUUCCGAGACAUUUUAAAUUAUCUGCACACUCGCCAAGCGCAGCUCUUGGCUACUACGAUUCAACCAAAGACAAGCUGUUAGUCACAAAGUCUAUUUCUCUUUUAUGCCAACAGCCUUACCUUCACGCUGCUCGAACUUUUCUCACAAAUUUGUACAAAUGCGUUCCGAGGCAUCCCGGUCCAGGGCUUAGCUUGGAGUCUUACGUAUACAACCUUCUUUAUAACGUCCCCAUUCCUCUUCCCGGCAAAUCAUUGAAAUUUUUUGUUCCGAAUGACGAGCCGGCAAAAGCACCACUAGAGCUUGUAAUACAUCAGCCAAUGUUGCCGCAAGAGCUUCCUAUGCUCGAUUAUCCUCUCAAGGACGUAUUCACAUGGCUAGGCGUCGAUUGCGUUAUCCAGCUUUUUACUUGUCUGCUACUAGAAAAUCAAGUACUCCUGAGAAGCGCUGAUUUUCAAAAACUUAUGGUUGUUUCAGAGUGCAUUACUGCACUUCUGUUUCCAUUCUCGUGGCAGCAUGUUUACGUACCAAUACUUCCGGCAAGUUUGCAUCACUUUCUUGAUGCUCCAGUACCUUUUGUGAUGGGAUUACAUGCUCAAAGUGAAGGAGGCAAUUUGAAGAUUGCUAGUGAGGCAAACCUGUGUUACGUAGAUAUAGAUAAACAAAGUAUCCAAUUACCAGAGGAGCUGCCAGUGUUUCCUCACAGGCUGCAAUUUAUUGCCGAAAUUAGAGAUCUACUAAAUAAAUUCAAAGUGCCACACCCCGAUAAGACUGACAAUAUGGCCAUCAAUUAUUUCAACGCAGAUAUCAUGACAAGUAGCCUAACUCUUCCUGGGUCAGGCUUUCAUCACCCAAGGAGAAAACAUUCUUUACACGAUGUUCUGGAUUGGGAUAGAGCAGAACCCGAACCACAUUCCGAAACACUGCAAAGAAUAGUGGACCUUGUCAAAAGAACAGGAGUAAACUUGGGUGACAUUGACUCAGUUGAGAAUACAACAAAAGACAAAAUACUCACACCACAAGAAGAAUACCACGAUACUCUUGUAUUCAACAAUGCUUUGAGAGAAAUCUUCUUGAAUCGUUUUGUACAGAUAUUCUCUAGCUAUGAACAUUUCGUAAUUCAACCAAGUCAGGAUAAAGAGGAGUGGUUGUGUAACAGAGAUAGUAUGCAUGUCUUUGACAAAGCUACAUUUUUGUCCGAUCAACCUGCUCAACAUUUACCAUUUCUCUCUCGAUUCCUGGAAUCUCAAAUGUUCGCCUCACUGGUUGACAAUAAAGUGUUAGCCACUUGGAGUGAGCUGGAUCCGAAUAUUAAAGUAUUUGAUCAAAGAAUCGCUCAACUGAAAAAAAAAGUUGGGGAGGGAAUCGUUCGAUCACCUUGUUACGAAGUUUGUCAAGCAAUUACUGAGACCCAAAAGCUUCUAGAACAACGGUUGACCAAUGUAGAAUUAGAGGCUGUUCCACCAACUGAAAUUCUUCCGCACAGAGCAGCUUAUUUUCGGAGCUUUCCACCACUUGAUAGCGUUGCAUUGAACAAGGAGCCCACUCAAAGUCUACUUCGCAGUAGGAGAGGCCAGACGCAAUGGAAAUAUAAAAUGAAAAUGAUAGAAGCAAGUGGAAAAUUGCAAACUCCACAAGAAUCUCAAUCACCAAGGCCACAAACUAAGCUCUCUACAGACAUGAGCCCAGCACUAAUCGCGCAAGCCAACUGGACUUUUGUUGAAAAAUUGCUCAAGGACUGCAAGUCCAAAACUAAACGGAUGUUGGUGGAAAAAAUGGGAUCUGAAGCAGUAGCGCUCGGUCAUGGGGGCGAACUUCUAUCAGAUGUUGAAGAAAACACAUUGGUUGCUAGUCUUUGCGAUCUUUUAGAACGCGUUUGGAGUCAUGGACUACAAAAUAAACAGGGCAAAAGUGCCCUGUGGUCCCAUCUCACCACUUAUCAAGAAUUAGAUGAGUGUAAUGAUGCCACGAAAUCUAUAGACCCUAAUUUUCUGACGCCAGUCAAGAACUCAUCGAAUAAGUUUUUCGGGUUACCGGAUCUGUUGGUUUCAUCCAUUAAGAGCAGAAACAUAUUUGAAAUUGCUUCAUAUCUCAAGGAAAACUUCAAUGAUCUAUCAAACUUGGCACUUGAAACAGAAGUUUCUCCCACUCGGGGCAGAGAGAGACAAAAAUCACCAGGAGAACGAAAAUCAGUUGGCCCUGAACACUUAAGACCACUACCAGAUUCUCUAGUUUUUGAUAUAAGGAACGUGCAAGCAAUGACUGACAUUAAAACACAUAUGGGGUAUGCCAGGGCCUGGGUGCGCCUUGCGUUAGAAAAAAAAUUGUUGUCAAGACAUUUGAAAACUCUAUUAUCGGAUACAGCAUUAGUGAGGAGUCAAUACAAACGUUCUGCUUUUUUGAGAUGUGAAGAAGAAAAAGAACAGUUUCUAUAUCAUCUCCUGACACUUAAUGCGGUUGACUAUUUUUGCUUCACCAACAAUUAUCCUACAACCAAAUUACCAUAUCGAGUCGUGAUAUUUCCCAGUAGAAAAGCAAGUGCUGCUACAACAUCGGCAAAUAGCUGGGUCGCCAUUUCCGGCACCUUGUGUGAGACGAACCCUGUUCCUAUCCCCAGGGGAGCAUUAGAAUUCGUUUUUCAUCACAAAAAUCUAGGGGUGUUAUCAACAUUGAGGAUAGGACAUGACAAUACAGGUCUUUCGCCAAAGUGGAUGGUUGAACAUGUUGUUGUUCGAAACGAAGUAACAGGGCAUACCUUCAAAUUUCCGUGUGGACGGUGGUUGGGUAGAGGAAUCGACGAUGGAUCCACAGAAAGAUUACUGGUAGGAGGUCUGGUACCAAAAAGUAUCGAUAGUGAUGAGCUCGUAGAAUCCUGUUCCACACCACCCAGAUGUCGAUCACCAAGUAUUCCAAGACGCAUAACCCUCUCAUAUACCGAACUACAACAUAUGCUUGGGGAGGCAGUCAAUGCGAUUGUCAAAUUCCAUUAUAAAAGAGAACCACAGGAUGGAUCGCUGACUGCAUUGCUAUGUGGUGAGAGUGGUUUGGUUCCCUCUCUCGAGCAAACCUUUCUGUUUGGGUUCAAAAGUCAAAGAUUGUUUGGCAAAAAUCUCUACGUUUGGGAUUAUCUUGUCAGAGUCAAAGAGAACUUUGAGAUUUCUCUUCUGGAAGAAAUGGAUGAAUACUCACAGAGGCUUAGUAGAGACAGAAGAGCACUGACUGAAAAUAAUCAGCGGUUUACUAUUUUGCGCUGUUAUUGUCAUCUGAUUGAUCAAAUAAAUACGUCGAGUCAUACUCUUGGUAAAGAUGGAAAAUUUCAGCUAUUCAUCUGUUUAGCAGCUAGGGAACAUCUACUUCAUCGUAUGUUAAGCCCAAUGAGCGAAGCCCGAUCUACCACUGACAUGUACGAGGAAAUAUCUUUUUUGAGGAGUACCCAGUUGCUCACUUUCCUAAUCCAAAUACUCGAACCGUUGGACGAAUUUCACAUCGUUCUUGAAAAAAGCCUGACCCAAGGAAUUUCAAGCAUUUGUUAAUCGAAUGCUUCACAUUCCAAAUUUGAAGGUACGAGUCCCCAUUUCCCAGCUAUUAUAAAUCUCGGAUUCGGAAUUCUUUUCUUUACUUGAAUUUUUGGAAAAUUGAAGACACUAAACUGUUGUUAUUCAGAUUUGAUUCUCUGCAGUUCAUUGCUUGCAAAAGAUUGAAUCUAUGUUGCGAAUCGAAAUAAUAUUGAAGAAAACAGGAUAGAGUUUUGCAAAACUAUUUUUGUGCAUAAAUUAUUGUGACCCAUAUAAUCAAUCAUAGUCCUGACGAUCAUUAAUUAUCGGAAUUUUUUAUUGUCGACGAGUUACAUUCGCUAGAUAAUGUAAUAACUGAAUCACAUUUUAUUGAUUUUUGGAAAGUAAUCCACAACAUAAAUUUUUCUGAAUGAGGCGAAAAUGAUUCAAGGAGUUGAAGUUUUGUCGACCAAACUUGCCAUAAUGGUUACUAUACAUAGAUCCUGAAUAGGAUAUCUUAGGUGAUAUUUGUAGGUAAAUAAAAUGUUAGUGUAAUUGUAGAAACCACGUACCAAAGAUAUUAUUAUUGUUACUACAUUUAUCAAGAUUGUGAUGGCGCAACAAAAUCUAUACAUGACACUAAUAUUACGGUCUUUUGUGUUUCUUUAGUGUACAUAGUAGUUAGGAGAUUAAAAUUAAUACAGCCGUAGAUAUUUCACCUAGGAACAAGUGUUUUGCAUUCGAUCAGUUAUCUGUUUUCUUACAUACAAGAAUUUAGUAAAAUACUCGAAUUUCACAGUAAUAUUUCUACUUCUAUAUUAUAUCCAGCUUGAAUUUCAUACUAGGUAUUAUUGGCAAUCAGUAUGGGUACUCAUACUUCGUAGAGAAUCAAUUGUAUGUAAAGCAAUAAUUAUUUGGUAUUUUUCCAAAGCUAAACCAUAUGCAAUUCAUUUACUCCUUAAUAAAUAUCAAAUAGAUUUUAAUGAUUGAACAAUGAUCUGUAAAUUUUCAAUUCUCUUUACUACUUGAUAUAUUUUAUUGAUAUAGGUAAAAACCAGUGCUGUCAUUUUUAUAGAAAUUCUAAUUCUAUGGUCUAAUUAAUUCAUCCAAUGAUCAGUUGAAACGUUUCAACGAGGCGUGGUCAAAAUAGCACAAUACAAUUAAACUAUUCAAAAACUCAAGUCCGAUUAAAAAAAUCAUUCCGAUCAGUUUGAACUAUAAUUUUCUUAUUUAAAAGAUGAUGGUCCAUUUUUUUUUAAUACGAAUGUAUGGUCCUGCAGUCCGUAUCCAUGCAUACCAAUCACAGUGAACCACUGUAACGUUAUUGUACUGCCCAGAGAGUCUUUUUAGAAUAAUUUUCAGUCCGAGCUGUUAAGGUCAUGUACUAAAUUUAUUUUUUCAUGUUUCAAGCCUGCAGACGUUUUGGACUAUUGACAAAUCCAUAUAUUUCAUCAUGCAUUCGUUCUGGUUGGUUUUGCUUGACUUUAAUAGAUACCAGCUGCAUUGUAAGACAGUCAGUACGAUAGUUCCAUUCAAAGGUGACAUGCAUUAUUUAUCAUAUGCAAUGGUGAACUUAGAUUUUUCGAUUAGAUCCAACUACGUACUAUUUUCACUUUAUAAUCCUGACAAUUGACGUACAGAAUUCAAUUGGGUAAUACUCAAUAUACAGACUUUUUAAACGCUUGACCAUGGGUGAAGUCCGUGGACAAAUAUUCCUUCGAUUUUUAAAAUUCAACCAAGAGCGCUCUAAGUCCUGCCAACUCUGACAAUAACAUUGAUGGAAUAAAUGUCCUUAAUUUUUAUUUCAUUUCAUUUCAUUUCUAGUGUAUUCGUAUAUAAAUUUUAAGAACAGUACGUCAGGCUUACCCAUGACUCGUGAUGAUUGCACAAUACUUUCAACAUGUUGCAUGACAUUUAUUACUUUAAGUCAGUACCACCAUAGAUAUGUACCACCCUAUCGAACUAUUAGAAUCACAGCGUUCAAAAGAUACAGUACAAGUAUAUUUAUGUUACAUUAGUUUGACUAUACGAAAGAACAUUUCAUACUAGAAAUUCAUCUACCGAAACUCAGUUGUUCCUUACUCAAACCUCGUAAUUCUUGUACAUAUACCAAAUACAAAAAUUCAUGUAAACGUAGAAUUAUGUAGAAAUACUUUGGCGAAUCUGAAUAAUGUUUUCUGAAUGUGUAUAUAAUGUAGCUUAGCGGAAAAUUGUACAGUGAAAUAAAUGAUUAUUGAUUAUAACGGAA